Hypomesus transpacificus is the source of this 2084-nucleotide messenger RNA. RefSeq lists its product as uncharacterized. The transcript is spliced from 6 exons. Bases 185 to 2017 code for a protein of 610 amino acids. The record is from RefSeq and is a predicted model, not a curated record. NCBI's taxonomy places the organism in Eukaryota, Metazoa, Chordata, Actinopteri, Osmeriformes, Osmeridae.
UGAAACUAGGCUCUCUCUUCCUCAUACUCCUCAUAGUCUGAGGGGAGUUGCAAAUGUUACAUUUGAACAUGUUCGUGUUUUGUUGUUGACUGCAUGGUAGAAGUACUGUCUGUUUGAACAUGUUGUUCUGAACAAGAAAGAGUCUGAGCCUACUGUACGCUCAUUUGUCGUAUUUAAAGGCAGGAUGGAAGAAAACUUUGCUGAUUUGCUAACUGGUGCAUUUUCAGAUACUUCCUUACCAUCUUUCCCAGAGGGAGAAUUAGACUUUGAGCCUUUGCAUUUUGAUGAGUACCUUCCUAAUAGAAGAUUGCCGGCACUUAAAGAGGAGGAUGAGGAAAUUGGCCAAACUAUUUCUAUGUCUGUGAGAGAUGUACUGGUGACCCAUGAGUUAAGUUUGACUGAAGAUAACACAAACAACACUGACGAGGAGACAGACUCAACGGAAGACCAGGAAGGAGCAGGUGGAACAGAGAGGUUUGGCACAGGUGUAAGGAAAACACCAGUGAAGCACCCGCGAGUAAAGACAGUGGUUGCGCACAAAAUGGAGGAAGAGAUAACUGACUCUGGAGAAGACAUAGAAGAGGAUAUAGGAACAGAAACCCUUUGUUCUCCUGGUAGUUGGUCUUUGGUUGUUCGUAGUGAAGAGGCAUUUUGGGACAGAGAGCAGGAGGUCAUAGGGAUAGGAGUCUCUGAGGGCCAGGCGCUAGCCCUAGAGGGAACUGAACAUCCUCAAGUUAGAAACGAGCAGCAAGGUGAAAUUCAGAAUAACGAUGUGACCUAUUUUGGGAGAGUCAGUGCACAUGGCAGGGUGAAGAUGACAGAACAUGUGUGUGACGUGCUUGAGAAUGUAGAGAGGCAGAGGGAGGAAGAAGAGUGCUCCUCAGAUUCAGAUCAAGAGGGUUCCAACUUUUCAACUGAACCUCAUCAAGAUACUGAACAGGCAGUGAGCAUACUCAAACAGAAUGCCGCUCUGGUUAAUGACAACAAUGAAGAUGAGAAAGACAGGAUAUCAGUGGUGGUUUCUGAGGUACCUGAUGUAGCCAUGCCAGAUAGAGAUGAUCUUGUCGUCUGUAGUUGUGUGCAGCAGCACAUAGAAGACAAAACAAAGAGUUUCUCUGAGGAGGACCAUCAAGAGGCAGGUGACAGGCAGGACAGGGAACAGAGUGACAAAGCGACAGGGGAUGUGGGCAGGAGCUCAGGGGAAGUACAUGUUGCGCGAGAACUACCGAAUUCUCUGUAUGAUAUUCCCGCUGAAAGGAGCAUUAAGACAUUUGAAUGGAGUGUUGAAGAUGAGAGCGACAGUUACAAAUCAAGUGAGGAUGAGGACCAAAAUAAGACUUGUGAAGAACUACCACCGGGCUCAACCCAUCAAGGUCUUUGGAAAGACAAGAGAGCUGGGGAUCCCCUACUUCAUAGAGAGGGUGGCAAGAACAGCUUGCCCCACAGUGUUGAUGACCAGCGUAUUCGUGAGACAUCAUCUUUUUGCCCAACUGUGACCAUUCUACCAGCAGAGCAGUGUAAUGCAGAAGUCCAACAGACAGGGAGGUUGGAAACAGACAUUCACACAAGAACAAACGCAAACGAACAUGGCACUAUAGACGACAGUUUCAUGUUUGAUGACCAGUACAAAAACUGGGGAAUCACAGAGGAGGAAGAUGAUGAGGAUGAAGAGAGCGAGAGAAACUGGGAGAAAGAACAAGAAAGAAUUGAUGCAUUCUACAAGUUUUACAGUGAUGAAGAGCAAGAAAACAUCACAGAGACAAAGACAAGACGAGUUCAGUUCUGCGUAGAUUCUUUGUCUCAAAUCUUUCAAUAUGACGCUGACAGCAGUUCCUCAGAAGUGGAGGAGGAUCUAAACCCUGGCAAGGACUGUAAUUUGGAGGAUGAAACUCAGAUGAUCCACAACAAAAAGAGGAGUUUGAGCAUGCUUAAGUUCAUGUUGAAUAUGAGUCUGGCGACACUGAUGGGACUGGCUGUUUUUUGGUGGGCCAAAGACCAACUACACUGGUUGGAUUGACGGGAACCAUGUAUAUUCUGCUGUGUACCUGCAUGUAAAUAAUAAAGCAGUAAUUUAGUUAACAGGC